UCAUCACCGUCUCCCCAUUAAACUUGAUUAUAUAUAUUGUGAUGAUCAUUAGGGUUCAGCCCAAACUAACCCCUUGCUUAAGAGAGCUUGAGCUCAGCUCAUCCCCAUGAUCACUAACCCCAGAAAUCUAAUUAAAGUCGGUCGGUAUUGGGUGUGGACCAGCCUGGAGGAUCCGAGGAGAGAGAGAUAAGGACAUGCCCAAGAGGAAAGGAGAGAAGCUGUCUGCUGUUCUGAGGAAACGACCCUUCCAUUCAUCCAUUAACAUCAUCUCCUCCCUCCUGACUCCGAACCCACCCACCUGUUCCCCCCAUUCCCCCCCCCCCCCCCCCUCUCUCUCUCUCUCUCUCUCUCCCCUUAUGUGCUCUAAGCUCCUUCAUCAACCUUGAGACUUUCAUGGAACUUCUGAAUCAGCCUUCACCUCUCUCAGUUCUUGACCAGCAGGUGAGUAAGUAGAGCAGUAGCCAGGUCUAAGGGCAAGUACUCUCCUGUCCAUGUGUCUCCAUCACCAAGUUGGUUCAGCAUGGAAAGACGACAACUAAAACAACCCCUAGAUCACCUGAUCCACCCCUACAACAGUACUACUACUAAUCAGUACCACAACCAGCAGCAGGAGCAGCAGCAAUCACAUGAUCAUCAAACCCUAGAUCCAGUCCCCUCGGGGGCUUCCCCCCGGACGCCGCGGACGGGUUCGAUUCGAUACAGAGAAUGCCUCAAGAACCACGCAGCCAAGAUGGGCGGUCAUGUGACGGACGGGUGCGGUGAGUUCAUGCCCAGCGGGGAGGAGGAUUGCGGGCCUGACUUCUUCAAGUGCGCCGCCUGUGGCUGCCACCGGAACUUCCACAGGAAGGAGCCGGUUGGGGUUGGGAUCCGCCAUCUUGACCCCGCCCACAAGGCUGCUAUCGAUCGGAUGUUUUCACCUUCCUCGGCACACCCCCCGGUGAUGAUGACUUUUGGUGGCGGGGCGGAGUCGUCGAGCGAAGAUAGGGAUCUGAUGUUCCGGUCCGAUGGUGGAUAUCAAGGUUUGCCCUCUGAGGCCCACAAGAAGCGGUUCCGGACCAAGUUCAAGACCGAGCAGAAGGAGGCAAUGGCGGAGUUUGCGGAGAAGAUCGGGUGGAAGAUCCAGAAGGAGGACGAGCAAGAGAUAAUGCAGUUUUGCGCAAAGGUCGGCGUGAAGAGGCAAGUGUUCAAGGUUUGGAUGCACAAUAACAAGCUGAAAAGGAAGAAAAAGGAGCAACAGGAAUUGUAAGCUACUUAUGAGUUCAAUUCUUUAGUGUCUCAUGUUCCAUUGCCAUGAUGAACAUCAAAUGGAGUUGAGAUUGGCAAAUCUUUUCA
This is a messenger RNA of Punica granatum (pomegranate), 1332 nucleotides long. Lineage: Eukaryota; Viridiplantae; Streptophyta; Magnoliopsida; Myrtales; Lythraceae. The record is from RefSeq and is a predicted model, not a curated record.